This is a messenger RNA of Metarhizium acridum CQMa 102, 1806 nucleotides long. RefSeq lists its product as uncharacterized. The record is from RefSeq and is a predicted model, not a curated record. Lineage: Eukaryota; Fungi; Ascomycota; Sordariomycetes; Hypocreales; Clavicipitaceae.
AUGGCGGACAAUAGCCCCCAGCCUCCCUGCGAGGCGUCCCUGGCUCAAAGACUGCGUUCACGAAAGUUCAUCGGCCAAGAAGCCGUCGACGCCAUCCAUGGGCGAAAGCUUCCUUUCCAUCUGGGAAGACCCUUGGUGCAAUAUUGCAUUGUUCGCGGUAUUCGACAUCACCUCGACUUUGCCCAGGGUGAGGCCAAUACAUUAAAGGGACUUUUGCCCAUCUUCACAAAAGCCAUCAACGCCAGACUCAUCAUGAGCAACCAAGUACCUGAUAUGCAGACGUCAGAAGACAUGCCAUACUGCAUUUGGCACCCAGAUGUACCCUCGGAGGAUACUCUGCGCAAGCUUGCCGAGCGAUAUCCCGAUUUUCAGUACCAGGUGGGAAGGGCGUGUGCCAUUGCUGGCUAUGCAGACCUCUACAAGUCUUUGCAGAUUCUUCCCGAAGCGGCCAUUGCGGAGGAGGCACGAGAAUCUGGCAACCUGGAAAUACAUGAGUCAAUAGUCAAAGAGGUCGUCAAAUGGAAAGUAUUCGACGACUAUACCGGCACAAUACUGGUGCCCACUCCAUCUCGUCUCAAUGCGGACACGGUAGUUUACAAGAGACUACACGCUUUCAGACAGGGCUUUAGAACGCCAGUGGGAAGAAUUGAAGGCGAAGAGGGCGAUCCCGAGCCUGAUGAUGAGCCCGACUCGGAUGACGACAACUGGCUAUUCUCAGACCACUUUACAGAGGGACCUUACGGCUACCACCCCCUUCACCACAACGUAACGGGAGACAUGGGUCUGGACGCACCUGAUACUUGGCAGCAAAUGCCCAAGUUUCGCAAGUCUAUUCCACCUACCCCUUCACGGCCCGUCUCACAGGCGGUGCUGGAUCUUCUGUGCAACCCGUUGCCUGCCGAUCUGCCAGUAUGCGACAAGGACGUCUUGAUUGUCAUGGCAGCCUAUCGAGGUGACUUGGACCGAUACUGCCGAUUAAGGCGCCCAUAUAUGGUAACCAACGAGCUUGAAGCCAUCGUACGGGGAAUAUAUCACAAUAGUCAAUUUGCAAAAUGGUGGUCGACUCAACCACCUCUGGCCGAAUCCGCAUGCGCUCCUAUCUCAGCGGCAAUAUGUGCUCGGUUUAUCAUGAAUGACGACAUUUCCUUUGCCCUUAAGCAAGCCAGCCACGACCUGCCGCAAGCCUGGUGCGUCGGUCCUCCCAACAUGAUUUUUUACCCGGAUAUUGCCCAUCCAGAGACAUAUGAAGCUCUGGCACGAGCUAUUCCGGCCAUGAGGAUGCCUGUGGCUCGGGCGGCCAUAUAUGCGAACUACAGAUCUGUUUUUGACUUGGUCAUGACAGAGCUAAACCAGGACUUGACUGGUAUCAGGCUGGAUUACACCCUCUACGUCCAAGCACUUGCAAGUCCCGAUCCAUACUACCGCGAAACUCUUGAACGACUGGCUGAAGAGCAGGGCACGUCCGAUACGUUGAAAACAUGGUCGCCAAAACUGAAACCGUGGGAACAAAUGUCUCUCAGGCAAGCCCGGACUGGGGACCAGUCAAAUGUUCUGUAUGAUGAUAUCUAUGCCUGGCGGGAGAUUAUUUCUACAUCAGACGGCCAGUGUCACCACCAUGCGAUUUAUGAUGGGAUACAAUGCAACACGAUUCAGCUUGAGAGAUACCUUUCUCUACCCAUGGAAUGGCGACCAACAGAGAGGGACGUUGAUGAGAGUACGAGAGAAAGGAGGUUGGACUAUAAAGACUGGCCACCUCGCUCUGCUGAGUUGUUAAAUACAAAGCGAGGCUCAGCUAAGAACUUGUAA